GGUAGGUAGGUCUGCUAGGUACUUACCUACGAACCUAACCCCGCUGUGUAACUCAAGUUAGCGGGGCCCUAGUCGCGCUGCCCAGGUGUAGAAUUACACUAUAACACCCCGACCUACAUGUACCUACCUACGUCGUUGGACGAACGCAUCGUCGCGCCUACACAGUUGCAGUGUUCGCUCUGAGCCACGGUUUGUGUGUCGACUCAUCGUCCUGCGUACACUGUUGAUAGACCAUUACCUUGGUCUACGUCCUUGCUACAAAACGCUUUGUCUCCUACCCCUUGCAUAGGCAAAAUGUUACCAUGUCUCGAGCAGGGCCCGAUUCGAAGCGCGUCGAGGCUAGCAUCAACCGCCUCAUUUCUGAAAUAAUACCCAAUAACCCACACGACACAAGGGACGAAAACCAGCAGAGGCAUAGCCUGUUACUUCAGCAAAUCAAGGACCAGCUUGAACGACCCCAUCCGCCUCCCCUCGCCGACCAGAAUCAUGCCUCAGAGCUCAUCCGCCGUCGGCUGGUGCAGUCUGAUCCAAACCUAGCUCUGCGCUUCUCCAAUCUAUACUCUAGGUUGUUAGCCCUGCCUAUUCUAAACCAGAAAUGGGCAAUACUCUACCUUCUCCAUCAGCUGACGGACUCUCCUGACCCCAACCUGCCGGAUCCCGUGGCUUUCGCCGAGUUUCAACAGGAGGAAGCGAGGCGGCAGAGGCGGCGAGAUAGAGAAGAAUUUGGGUCUCUGAGUCCCUCGGAUCGUGAUACAGAGAAUGAGUUUGUACCGGAUCCUAUGGCCGGAGUCUACCGGCCAACCGAUCUACGCGACGUCUUAAAGAAUCCGAAGGCAGUAAGAACUUCAGAUCAAGAUUCCCCAUACGAUGAUUCCAGGCGGCCGCCGUCCCCAAGCGAAUGGAGACGCAACAAAGCGCAAGUUGACGAAAUUCCCAACUCGUCAAAACGAGACGUUGCUAUCAAAUCGAAGCUGUUGGCAGACAACUACUCCGACCUUGAGCCCCCGGAGCCAACUAUACUGAGAGAUCUCCCUUACACAUUACAAGGCGUUUCUUCAGCCACACUCCCCUUUGGCCCAGACUAUUCUCUUAAGUUACCUCACUCGCUACCGCCUCCCCUAAUUGGUCUGCUUCACACACUUGGUGAGCCAUCGCUCCUUUGCAAGGCCCUUCAAGACUUUGUCAAGACUCCCGCAAAAGGACUUCUGGAUCAAAGUCUUCGGGCUGCCAUUAAUGAUGAACUACGAUCUUACUUGACUCUUGUGGCAACGCUGGAAGGGCAGAUUCGCCGGGCCCUCUCUUCCAUCGACGAGACCGCUCCGCGAAGUGGCAUAGGAAAAGCUGGCGUUACUCUUAAGCGCUGUGUGGUUUGGACUCGUGAAGCGACCAUGGGCUUGAGACUUCUAAGCCUAAUAGCCGAAGAGUCAAAAACCAAGAAAGGGGGCCAGAUCAUCUCUCUCAUCCACUCCUUUUCAACAUCGCACGGUGACCCCAUCGUAGGCGCUUUCGCGGAACGCCUGUUGACACCUGUAACACGACCAUUCUAUGAUAUCCUCCGUCAUUGGAUUUACGACGGUGAACUUUCAGACCCUUAUUCGGAGUUUUUCAUACAGUUGAAAUCAACGGAGUCGGUGGCCAAAACUAAGACCGGUUCAAACAAUGUUUGGGAUGAAAAAUACGACAUGUCUCAUGAUAUGAUUCCCUCAAUCGUUACACUAGAAUUUGCGGAUAAAGUCCACCUGAUUGGGAAAUCGUUGAAUUUCAUCCGUCAUAGCUGCGGUGAUGCUCAGUGGGUUGAAACUUAUUCUAAAGCAUCAUCCAAAGAAUUGCGUUACGGAGAUACAGCUACCCUUGAAUCAUGGAUUGAUGACGCCUACAAAAUUACUAUGCGUCGUUUAGUUCAUCUUAUGACACACAAGUUCCAACUAUUCGAACACCUCCAAGCAUUAAAGAGCUAUAUUCUCCUGGGGCAAGGUGACUUCAUCGCGCUCUUAAUGGAGUCGCUCGCAGCCAAUUUGGAUCGGCCCGCUGGAGCUCAAUACAGACAUACACUAACUGCACAACUCGAGCACGCAAUCCGCGGGUCCAAUGCUCAGUUUGACUCUCCAGAAGUACUUCGUCGUCUAGACGCCCGCAUGCUUCAACUGUCACACGGUGAUAUCGGAUGGGACUGUUUCACCCUUGAAUACAAGAUCGAUGCCCCAGUAGAUGUCGUAGUAUCGGACUGGGGCAAUCGUCAGUACCUCAAAGUCUUCAAUUUCCUUUGGCGUAUCAAGCGCGUUGAGUUUGCACUCUCGUCUACGUGGAGAAAGGUGACCACGGGCUCGAGAGGUGUACUUCAAACGGACCAUGCAAUUGUGAGAAAGACCUGGAAGACAACUCGAGGGUUUCUUGCCGAGAUGAUUCAUUUCGUGGGCCAGUUACAAUAUUAUAUCCUUUUCGAAGUGAUUGAGAGUUCCUGGUCUGAACUCCAAGCGCGCCUCAAGCGCGAAGACGUUACACUCGACGACAUCAUUCAGGCUCAUAAGAAUUAUCUGAAUUCCAUUACGCACAAAGGUCUCCUGGGUGCGCGGCGGAAGCGCUUCGUGGCUUCUUCCUCAAACAGCUCUGCCGCCGCCAACGAGGAGGACGACAACGGCUACAUGAUUCAGCUCGGUGAACUUCUACGCACAAUGCUAUCAUACCGCGAUUGCGUCGACGGCCUAUACUCGUGGUCUGUCUCGGAUUUCACACAACGUCAGGAAGCUGACCUGCGACGCGAGGACAUGGGCUCUGAUGGAAACCCCGCUGGCCCGCACAGCGAAUUCCCCGCCCUCCAGGAGCGCCUCCGGCACCUAGGCGAACGCUUCCGGACACGUCUACAAAUCCUCCUCGGUGAUCUCGCCUACCAACCAGACGUCGACCUCCGCUUCCUCGGAGUGUCCAUGAAUUUCAACGAUGUGUACCAACCCAUCCGCCGCAAGGCCAAAAGUACCCCGGCCGCAGCUCCAACCGGUGGCACGGACAGAGAGAAAGGAAAAGAGAGGGAAAGGGAAUAAGUAUUCCACAUGGGCUGACUGAGAUCCAUUUUGUUAUGGAGGGAGUUAACCGUUGCUUCAAGGAUUGUUGGGAUGUAUUCAUACCAUACCAUUUAGCAGGCGUUACGGACUGGCGUAGACAAAUUGAUUCCACCAGUAUGGAAAUGACGAAAUCUAAGUUAUUAUGAAUCGAAAGGUGACAAGGCAAGCUCGAAGCAGAUUCGGCAGAUCACUGCAGCACCAGAGAGUAUGCGAGUGACAGCAAUGCAAAACAGCAGGAGUUCUAGAUUCACGAUAUGACUAUUUAGACACGUACAAUCAACCUACAUUGUACGUCUCUAGAGAAGAGCACUUCAUGGCUAAGUAGCUGCUAGAUCCCUAUAUUUCGGAGAUGGAGGCAGCUAGCAUAUUAUGUAUUGAUAAAAUGUCGAUCAAUGAUUAAAUUCGAACAUUGCACCAGACCUUGAACAUAGCAGGGCCGAGGAAAGCCAACAUUCCAAAAGAGGUAGAUUGGGACGACAGGGAAAAUCUAGCUUCGUUAUCAAUCACUUCCAAAGUCACAGUCAACUCAU
This is a messenger RNA of Xylaria bambusicola, 3589 nucleotides long. RefSeq names its product Spc97/Spc98 family protein. The transcript has 2 exons. Gene Ontology annotation, cellular component: spindle pole; centrosome; mitotic spindle pole body. NCBI's taxonomy places the organism in Eukaryota, Fungi, Ascomycota, Sordariomycetes, Xylariales, Xylariaceae. Gene Ontology annotation, biological process: meiotic cell cycle; microtubule nucleation; spindle assembly. The coding region runs from base 303 to 3038 and encodes 911 amino acids. Gene Ontology annotation, molecular function: gamma-tubulin binding; microtubule minus-end binding. The record is from RefSeq and is a predicted model, not a curated record.